This is a messenger RNA of Pocillopora verrucosa, 5136 nucleotides long. RefSeq lists its product as uncharacterized. The record is from RefSeq and is a predicted model, not a curated record. Gene Ontology annotation, cellular component: plasma membrane. Gene Ontology annotation, molecular function: protein binding. Lineage: Eukaryota; Metazoa; Cnidaria; Anthozoa; Scleractinia; Pocilloporidae. Gene Ontology annotation, biological process: negative regulation of hippo signaling.
AAGGAAAAUAUGCUUUAGUCAGCGGUGACAGCGAAGUGUCGAUUCCAUGCGAGUUUUCCACCGUGAGGUCUCAAAAGAAUUUUAUCAACAAGAACUGUAAAUGACGCGCGUUCGACUCAAGUGAUCAUUGAAGCAUCUUUUCUUCACCCAGAGAUGAGCGUUUCAGCGGAUAGUAGCCCGCUUACAAGCGAUCCAAACGCAAAUAAUCUGAAGCAAGGCAGUUUGCUGUUAAGCAUUUAUGGCUAUGCUCCUUUCCCUGCUUCUACUUCCCCUGCUUCUGAGUUGAAAAAACAAGCUCUUGGAAGAUCGAACAGUGUUGGAAUUAUUGAGAACAUCCAUACAAAAGCUAUUCAAUCAUCACCCUUGGCCGGCGAAAUACACUACGAUGCGUCCAAACGAAACAGUUGUUUUGAAAUAAGAUCCAACGAGAUGCCAAAGAGAUCUACACCAGGCGAGCGCGAGAGAAAAACGUCCUCUCGUUUAUUCCGCUCGAUGUCUUUGAGCGGACGCAAGCAGACAAAUAAAGAUCAGCCCGCUGGAGACGAUAAGAGGAAUUCGGCCAUUUCUAUAUCAGAUAAUGAAAAAGUCACUGUCCUUAGGGAUCACAAUGCGCAGCUUUUAGACGAGAAAAACAAAGCCGUGAACGAGUGUGAUAAAAUGAACAAGGAUCUGGUGGAUGCUCACGAAAAAUUAAAGGAAGCCGAGCGAGAGAUCGAAAAUUUGAAAGAGUUGUUGAGCACGAAGAUAAAGAAAGAAUUUGAUAACUGCGAGGUGGACGCAAGCGACAAAAUAACUCGAAUGUCGUAUAGUGACCUUGAAUUAGAACCUCUGGAGACAAAGGACAAUGUGAUUUUUCCUUCUAAAGUUGAACACCUCGAGACCACCAUUCAAGCAAGCGCUGUUCCACUUCAGAAGACUUCUUCGUGUAAGGAGUGCGAACGUUUGAAACAGUCUCGGAUCAAAGCUGUGGUGGAGGCCAUCGCUUUGAGGAAGUACGUCAAAAAUCUGAACGACGCUCUUUCUGGUGGUGAUGCGGAUAAACAGAACUUUUUAAACGACGUUCAGAAAAGGCUUAUUUCUGCACAAACUGAGAAAGAGGUCGCUUUGGAAGAACUUGCAACAGUUAUUGAUCAAAGGAAUCAGGCAGUUAGAGAAAAGGACAGAGCACUCGAGGAAUGGGGAAAAGCAACGGGUAAAUGGGAGAAUACGUUGGACCAAUUAGAUUCUCUUGUAAAAGAAAUGAACAAGGUGAAAGCAGAACGCGAUGAUCUUACCAACAAGCUAAAGAGAAAAGAGGAAGCCUUAGAGAGAGUCAAGCAGGAGACAUCUUUGUUAUCUGAGCAGAUCGAAGUCACGAAGCAAGAUUCAAAUGACUCCAUAGAAGAAGAAGAAAAUAUUACCUUCAGGGACAGAUCCGAGAACACACAAUCUGUAAGAAAACUGAGCACUGAACUCACAAAGGCUCAGCAACGAAAUUUUGAAAUGGACGCUAGAGUAACAUCACUAGAGGAGAAGUCAGAGACUUUUAAGAGAGAAAGAGACCAUGCGAAGGAACAGUGGAGGCAGUCUGUGAAGGAACGAAAGAGGUUACAUCGGGAGAUUGCUUGCAUUGUUCAAGCUAGGGACGAAGCAAUACAAAAAUGUUUUUCCACCGCAGAACAAUUAGAAAAACUGAAAGAGGAGUAUAAUCACUUGCUGAACCGGUUAGCAAAAACCGGUUUGAGUGCGAACAACACUAGUGAGCUGUCAAUUCCGUGUUCUCUCAAGGAGUGUAAAUUUUGUGCGGGUGAUUCCGGUGGAGGACUUGAGUCUCCAGAGACGUCAUUCACCGAAAGUGAAGAAAUUCGUCUAACUUUAGAAAAGGAUGAUCCAUUGGACUCUAUCAAAUUGGCCCGAGUUUCCAUGAAUGGAAGAUCUUUUACCGCGAUAAUUGAUGUUGACAAGGGUUUAGGGAGCGCGAGGAACAUAAGAAAAUAUGACGAGAUCGUCUCCAUCAACGAUAUUCCAGUAACAGAGGGUGACCAAAACCUGGUGAGAUCUUUACUGGAUGGAGCUCUUACCACACUCAAUAUGGUUCUCAAGCGGCAAAUUGGGACAUACCAGUUAAGCUUUGACUUGGACCUCAAAGCACCGAAGAAAUCUAAAGUCGGUCUUGGUUUCGAAUGCGGGUUAUAUGUAAAAGAUUUAAAGCAUGGUUUUAUUUCAGAGGAUCAGAACAGUCUGAAAAUUGGAGAUUACGUCAUGAAGGUCAAUGGAAAACACCUUGAUAAGAUAAUCGCUUCCUCGUUGGAAAAGGUUACCAAGAAGUCUGGAGACAAACUGAAGCUUCACGUCACUAGAACGAUCUCAGGAAAACCUAUGGCAUGUGAGUUCAAGCCGACGAGUUAUACUGACUCCGAAUCUGACACUGUCGUACUGAGACGCCUCUCACGCGGUAAUGGCGACAACCGACUGUCACUCAUAUCAAAUGACAGCUCAAUAUCACGUGACUCCAAAUUUUCUUACAACUCAAGCCUUGGCUCCAUGAGCUCAAACAAUGAUUCGUCUCUGGCUGAUUCGAGCUCGGAUCUCUAUGGCAACAGAUUCACUGGGUAUGGCCUCUUUAUGCCCGACCGGCAUCGAACUCCAACGACCAUCUACAGCCCUUCGUCUGACACUCAAUUAGAAACGAUUGUCGCAGAUGAUUGGCCGGACGUAGGGACUGGGAACGAUUCUCAGACUUCCACGGAUGCAAAGGAAAGCGAUUCGCAUAAUCAUAGCACUCUAAAACCCAACAUUCGAUCACCAAUGAACCGAAAGUUUGUUAGCACGUCGCAACUGCAGUCGGGAACGUUUUUGACGCCAAUGGGUGCAGAUGGAACAUUAGUUCGGGCUCAGUCGACCAUCACUGCUGUACGCGUGGACGAUGAUGGGUUGACUUCUAACUUAUCGAAAUCCUCUACAUGUGGAACGAUUGUUCCACUGGGAAGAAGUCCUCGUAUAAUGCGGUUCGAGAAGAAAUCGUUGGAUGGCCUGGGAGUAGAAGUCUCUGGUGGUUACCGUGUAGGUAUUUACGUCAUCGAAUUGCAGGAGAACUCAAUCUGUAAGGCCGUUGGCCUUCAAGUUGGAGAUAGGCUGCUGAAGCUUAACAGUUACGAUCUCACCAGAGCGACCCUGGAUCACGCCACACGGAUUGUUCGUCUUUUACGCACGUGCACGUAUAUCAGAAUCGAGGCUCAACAAGUAUUAAAUUACGAGGAGGUCCUUGGAGACAAACCCUACGAUUCGCUUUAUGUCAGGACAAUUCACCCUUAUAAGGCAAUGGCUCCGGACGAACUAAGUUUUACUGUUGGAGAAACAUUGCACGUGAUAAACACGCGCGCAAAUUACGAUCAGGCGAGACAGAGCUGGAAGUGGGUGGCUCAGCGUGCGAGGAAGGACGGGAAGGUUCUCGAGGAAGGACUGGUGCCCUGCAUGGGAAGUAUUCCAGAACAUGUAGAGUCUGCUGUCCUGACGCAAACUUUUCAGCGGUUUGAAUCUGAGUCAGAGGAACAGAUGAGUGAUGACGCUCCAUCCACGUUGAAGAGAGCGUCAACUGAACGUCGCAGUAUCAUACAGCGAUACCGCAAACUCAUGAAACGCGAGAGUAGAGAUUUACCCAACAACACUGAUGAAAACGGUAAUACAAACAAAGUGACUUUCUACGAAAUCCUUAGCAAGAUUUCAGACUGAUUGUCAGCGAUUUUUGAUCGCCCCAAGAUCAUGAUGGUUACCUUUUUUAACAAAAGUUUCACCAACGGAUGAGCCCAUGACAGACUGUUGAUCUGAAACCAUCAUAGAACAAUCGGCUUAAACGGUGCAGUUCGGCAUAUUCGGUGCAUUGUCCUCGUUCGACAUGGCAUCAACAGUAAGAAGAGAAGAAAGACCGGAAUUGUUUAAGAGCGACAUACAUUUAAUAUUAACUUAUUCGUUAGUUACUAAAACGCGGUACAGGUAAGCGCAUGUUAUUGUUAAUGAACGUUAGUGCAAAAUGCCCAUUUUCAUAUCUUUAUUGUUGUUUCCCUUGGAAAGAACAAUAUCAGCUAGCCAUUGAAAAAACAGUGCGAAAUAUUUAUAACGAUGCUAAGAUCCAUCAUUUCGGGUACUUAGAUUAAGGUAUCAGUAAGAGAGCAAAAAGUUACAAAUGUCCAUUGACAAGAGACAAAUACAAGGUCAAAAGAAAGAGUAGGCUGACGUUCAUCACGGUCUGUUAAGAUUCCUUCUGUCUCACUUUGAAAAUUAGACCCUCUAUUAUGGUGUGAUUACCAAGUAACCAUAACUGAUGAUACUGUAAUCCUCCUGAGUAUUUAAUCAUAAGAUAAGCAUCACAAAAAUACUUUGUGUAAUGGCGUAGGUAAUAUAGAUUAUUUGCAUGUAAUGAAAUUCUGAACUAUUUGUCUUAAGAAAAUCGCUUAGUUAUAUAUUUGAUAAGUAGCACGCCCGUUUGGCCUUGGAAAUUCUGUCAACGUAAGCCAUGAAUUAGGACAGCCAUAGAGGGGAAGAUCACCAAUAAUAUAACUUAUUUAACGAGUGUCACUCUGCAUAUAACAAUCUUGAUAUUCCCAUCUCUCUAUUCCAAAGAUUUCAAUCUCCCUAAACGUGUGGCACGUAUCAGAGAGUUAUGUAAUCCAUAUCGUUAAUAGUACCUUUCCCUUUGCCGAAGAUGGUUACACUUAAAAUGACAAAUCAGAAUAUUUAUAGGAUUUUCAUUGUUUCAAUGCAUAUUUCCUCCUCUUAAUAUAGAUGAUAUGACAAAUGCAUGUUGUCCGACCAUAAUAUAGGUAAUAUAAGAAUUUUUAAUCGAAAUUACAACUUUUCCAUAGAAAAUAUGUUUUCCAUCAGUCAUAUCUCAUUAAGUUUAUAUUUUAGAAGUUUCUUUGAGUAAAUGUCGAAAAGUGAAAAAGAGAAAGUUUUUUAUAAACAAGAAGAUGUAUAGUAAUAAUUUAAGUUCUUCCUCUUAGGUGUAUUUGUUCUUGUUAUCCUUAUUUUACGGGAUACAUAAAAAAUGAGGAUUAUUUUUACAGUUAAGUCACUUCUUGGUGUGUGAUGUUGUAUUGCUAUUGGAGAGAUCGUAAGUAAUUUAUAAAACGAAACAAAACAAACCAAACGAAAAAUAAA